ACAUUAAACAUGGAAACAAAAAAAUCACAUGUUUGGACAUGCGAAGAUGACUUAAAACAUACUUCGUAGGUUCUGAUUUUUUCGAAUCUCAUUCUCUCCAAAAAAACUGAACUUCUACUUUCUAUGGCGACCAAACCUUCUUUGCCUGAAAAUGCGUCGCUGGAAAUAUCUAACGAAUUGGACCCAAAACACGUUUCCGAGACACUAAUGUUUCUUCAGCUUUUGGGUGCUCGAAAUCCCAUUCCUGAAAACUGCAAAGCCGAAGGCUUCUUCGAUUCUUUCCUUCGUAGUUUCAUCACAGUCGAUCAAAUCCAACGUGGCAGAAUCUCUUGCUCUGUUAUCGUUAAACCACCUCUCUGUAAUGGCUAUGGAACACUGCAUGGAGGGGCUGUUGGGUCCUUGGUUGAGGUUCUAGCAACUGCUUGUGCUAGAACUGUAGUUCCUGAGGACAAGGAACUUUUUCUUGGGGAAGUUAGCAUUUCUUACCUCUCGGGCUCUCCAGUGAAUGAAGAAGUGGUAGCUAAUGCAUCUGUGGUGAAGAGUGGAAGAAGUUUGACAUCUGUUGCAGUUGAGUUUAAAUUGAAGAAAACUGGGAAUUUGCUUUAUCUUACUCAUGCUUCCUUCUUUAACAUGCCAGUUUCCAGCUUAUGAUCAUUUAGCUUUUUGCUGGUUCUGCAGUUCCAUUUUAUGCAUGUGAUAACAACAAAAUACUUUAAAUUAAUUGGGCCAAUACCAAUUCUCUUCAUAAUAAAAAUACAUGUAUAGUGUUCUAGUGUUUAUCUCCUCUUUAAGCCCUUUGUCAUAUCCCUUGUGAUUGUUGAAUAUAAAGAGUAUUGAGAGACAUAUCGAAUAACCCGUGUGUUUCAACUACA
Molecule: messenger RNA, 872 nt
Organism: Cicer arietinum (chickpea)
Lineage: Eukaryota; Viridiplantae; Streptophyta; Magnoliopsida; Fabales; Fabaceae
Molecular function (GO): fatty acyl-CoA hydrolase activity
Source: RefSeq, a predicted model, not a curated record